AUGCGCUUCUCCCAGUGGCUGCUACCCUUGAUGCUGCUUACCUACUCCUGCUCCGUGCUCGCCGAGGAGAGUCACUCCACCUCGGUGGCGGGAAUGGUGAAGCUGCUCGAGGUGGAGGCCCAAUUAAUUGACAAUCUCCUGGAAUAUGCCGACGAAAUGGAGAGCAAACUAAAGAUAGUGCGCAGGAGCAUAGCCAGCAUGUUGCAGGAGAAUUUCAAGGCCCGCAGCUCCACGGAGGAGUAUCUUUCCAAUCCCCUGAACUCAUUUUCCCUUAUACGACGAAUGAAUAGUGACUGGACCGUGUGGCAGCUAUAUAUGGAGGAUCCAGUGGGUCUCAAGCAGGUGGACAAGAUUCAAGAGCUAAGGGAACACAUGCCCACCAGCACUGAUGUGGAGGAGGCUGUGACCGCCUUGGAUCGCAUUCAGAGCACUUACGGCUUGAAGAUAGCUGACAUAGCCAAUGGAAACCUAAAUGGAAAACAAUACAAUGUAAGCCUAACCAUGCUGGACACCUAUGCCUUGGGACAGAUCCUUUUUGAUCAAGGCAAGUAUGUAGAAGCUGCUGGCUGGCUCUACCAAGCCAUCAUCACCAUGGAGAAGUAUACCCUAGCUGCUCCCAUGGAGCUAUCCAAGACCGAAGUGCGAAGUGUCUAUGCCGAGACACUGUUGAAACUGAAACAGAACGCGGAUGCUCUUAAAGUUAUAAACAUUGCACUGGCUGAUAAGCCGCAUGAUAUUAAACUAUUGCUGAAGAAAUCGGAAAUAGAAACGCUGAUAAGGACGGGAGCCAAUGUAGCGCCGGAGAAACCAACGACAGUAAGAACCGGCACACCAAAUACCUACCAAAUAGGCUGCCGAGGACAGUUUAAACAAUCCGCAGAUGCCCGACUUCACUGUCUCUACAACACCACCACCUCACCCUUUCUCAUCCUGGCUCCCCUCAAAAUGGAACUGGUGGGUCUGGAUCCCUACAUGGUGCUCUACCACGAUGUGCUCUCCGCCAAGGAGAUCGAAGAGAUGCAGGACAUGGCCACUCCGGGACUAAAGAGGGCUACCGUCUUCCAAGCAGCUUCCGGGCGCAAUGAGGUUGUGAGGACCAGGACUUCCAAGGUGGCCUGGUUCCCAGACUCUUUUAGUCCUCUAACCCUUCGGUUGAAUGCUCGUAUAACCGAUAUGACUGGGUUCCAGCUCUAUGGCUCCGAAAUGCUGCAGCUGAUGAACUAUGGACUGGGUGGGCAUUAUGCCAAUCACUACGACUUCUUCAAUCAAACUGCAGCCGCAAAUAAAACUGCUAUUAGUGGCGAUCGCAUUGCCACGGUGCUCUUCUAUCUAACAGAUGUGGAGCAGGGCGGUGCCACUGUCUUUCCAAACAUACAAAAGGCCGUCUUUCCCCAACGCGGAUCUGCCAUAAUUUGGUACAAUCUCAAGGACGAUGGUGAGCCCAAUAUCAAAACCCUCCAUGCCGCCUGCCCCGUUAUAGUGGGUUCCAAAUGGGUUUGCAAUAAAUGGAUCCGUGAGCGAGAACAGCUCUUCAGACGACCUUGCCUCAAAAGAAAGUAAAUGUGAUUCUCAAUUAAAAAAGGUUUUUUCCAAGUGAUACUUAACGCCCACAA
Drosophila kikkawai is the source of this 1613-nucleotide messenger RNA. It is a transcript of the gene PH4alphaPV, whose product is annotated as prolyl-4-hydroxylase-alpha PV. NCBI's taxonomy places the organism in Eukaryota, Metazoa, Arthropoda, Insecta, Diptera, Drosophilidae. Gene Ontology annotation, biological process: peptidyl-proline hydroxylation to 4-hydroxy-L-proline. Gene Ontology annotation, cellular component: endoplasmic reticulum. Gene Ontology annotation, molecular function: protein binding; iron ion binding; L-ascorbic acid binding. The record is from RefSeq and is a predicted model, not a curated record.